UUACAUGUGACAACUAAAACGAUGAGGCUGAGAAUGCGUAAGGCGUCUCAGCAACCGAUCCCUAGUCUGGCACCACGCCCAUCUCGGACCAAGAGAAAGCAUUCAGAAGUAGAAGAAGACGCUCCUACCAGUGCGAGGGGCUUGUUCUCAACAAUCAAAAAGUUCAUCAGAGGAACUGCAGUCAAGGUGCAGCAGGACAACCCAGCCAAGAAGGCACGUCUCCACUGCGACGUUGACAACCUAAUCACUUCAGCACCAGACACCCCUCGCAGGACUGUCAGCAGGGUUGGUGGGAAAGGCGGCGUCAAUGGAUUGGCAACCAAUCAUGACAGGAGCAAGGAGAAGCCCAAUGGAAGUCUGGAGGAGACAACAGCUGCUGAGGUGCCCACCAGCCCUCCUAGGACAACUCUUCUUGGGACCAUUUUCUCCCCUGUUUUCAACUUCUUCUCACCGGCUAAGAAUGCCUCGUCCGGUUCAGACUCCCCAGACCAAGCAUUGGAAGCAGAAGAAAUAGUGAAACAGCUGGAAAUGGAGCAAUCUGUAGAAACAGCCACCAGCACCAUCACUUCUACACAGGAAUUAUGUACCACCACAAACUUCUACUCGAGUGUAUCCCAGCUGCCCCCUUUGCGACUUCCUCACAUCCCUGAUGCAUGCCCCACUGUAGAGGAGGAUGAAAUUGAUGCUAAUGCUGACCUUCCACCUCUCACUGCUCCAGGCUCAAGUCCACAAAUGGCAUACAUGAACUCUCCUCCCCCUGCUGUUCCACCAGAAGCAUCUUAUGAAGAAGAAUGGGAAGUCUUUGACCCGUAUUUCUUCAUCAAACACGUCCCACCAUUAACUGAAGAGCAGCUAACUCGGAAACCAGCCUUACCAUUAAAGACUCGUAGCACACCUGAGUUUUCUUUGGUCCUUGAUCUGGAUGAAACGUUGGUCCACUGCAGUUUAAACGAGCUUGACGAUGCAGCACUUACCUUCCCUGUACUCUUUCAGGAUGUGAUAUACCAGGUAUAUGUGCGCUUGAGACCGUUUUUUAGAGAGUUUUUGGAACGCAUGUCUCAAAUUUAUGAGAUCAUCCUUUUCACAGCCUCUAAAAAGGUGUAUGCAGACAAAUUGCUCAAUAUCUUGGACCCUAAGAAGCAGUUAGUAAGACACAGGUUGUUCCGAGAGCAUUGUGUCUGUGUCCAAGGAAACUACAUCAAGGAUCUUAACAUUCUUGGCAGAGACCUGUCAAAGACCAUCAUCAUUGACAAUUCACCACAAGCCUUUGCAUACCAGUUGUCCAACGGAAUUCCCAUUGAGAGCUGGUUUAUGGACAGGAAUGACAGUGAGCUGCUGAAGUUGGUGCCCUUCCUUGAGAAGCUGGUUGAGAUGGAUGAAGAUGUGCGGCCACAUGUUCGGGAGAGGUUCCGUCUUCACGACCUGUUGCCUCCGGAUUGAAGUCCAGUUUCUUAGACAGGGACAGCUAGGAAGGACUGAAAACCAAGUGUGUAAAAAGCCCCUCAUAAAAAAAACUUGCGUCAUUUUGUUUUUUAUUUUUUUUACUCAGCGUUGCUAUGGAAAAAUACAUUAUCCAUUCAAAAGAAGAACAUUUCCUGUAUGAAUUUUUCUAAAAAAAAAGAAAGAAAAAAGGGUUUUGUUUUUUUACUUCAGUUUUGGAGUGGGCUAUCGUCUCUACACUAAAUCCAGGUUUUGGUGCUUGCUUAGUGGAUAUAGGCGCAAAAACCCAACUCAACCUCUGGUGCUGAAGCUGUUGACACUCUAGUCUCCACAGGAAAGACUGGCUUGUAUAUCAAUACGUGCGUCUCUGUUCACUCCGUUUGUCUUUUGCAAACUGUAGCUUUUAAAAUCAUAUGCAUUCCACCUUAGCCGAGUCAAGUUUGCUGUCUUGUUUUGGUCAAUCCAAUUUUUUUUUUUUUAUUCUAAUUUGCAUUUCCAUAUGUUUUAUCUUUGUGAGGUGUUUUGGAAGAGGGGUCUAACAGUAAGCUGGUCAAAUCCAUAUGAGUAUAGUAUGUUCUCAUUCUGAAGGCUUAAAAAUGCAAGGCGGACACAGCAUGGCACAUUCAUUAAAUGUUAGUUUUAAGAAUCCUCAUAUGUAAAUCUGACAUAGUGUACGGUUUGAGGGCAUUCAUGUUUGAAGUGCUAUGUGUCGACGUUACAGUAUUCGAUUUGUCUAGAAUCAGUAUUGUUUUUUUAUUCUAAGUAUUGUGGCUUAUUCAGAGCCGUUACUUUUGAUGGCUAAGAUAGCAUUAUGGUAAUGUAGCAGAGCCAGUGUCCCCUGACAUCUGGCUUAGAACCUCAACCAGCCACAUAUGGCACCAGCAUCAUCCCCCGCACCUCUGCCUGUGUUUCCUACUGUUUAAAAGGUUGUUAUUCAGAAUGCUUAUUUUAUAACGAUUUCUGUGCUUUCGGUCUGAGGCACUAUUGUUUCUGCUGAUUUAAUUUUUUUUUAUCCACAGAUUUAAUUUGUAUUAAGUGCAUUCUUCUUUUUUUCCCCCCCACAUUGACACCCCUUAAAUUUUUUUAGAAUGGAAAGAGACAAUCAGACCCCAGCGUUGUUAAGCACCACUUAUUCCUGCACGUAUUAGUAUUUGUUUGUUUCCAGUGAGUUGGAUUUUACCAGAUUUCUAGUUUAGUCUGUUCUGGCCAAAAAAUCCCCAGCAAUUGUCAAAAGUGGUUGCCAUCUGUUCUGCACCUGCUCGUCACGUUAGUAUCACUCCAGGAAUUCAGCUUGUACAACCAUAACAGGGCACAAUGGAAAUUCUGCAUACUGUUGCGUGCACGUCCAGACGAUGAAUGUAAAUUGUGCAUAGGGGGAAGUCUUAGGUGUUUUUCCUAAUUUUUUACAGUGUUUGUAUCCUCAAUGACAUGAACAAAUACAUUAGGCAAUGAGCCAAAAGAGAUUUUAAAGUGGGGGUUUAAACAUUGUGGAGAAAAAGGAGAUGUACCUAGAGAUCCCACAAGGGUGCCUCUAGCAGCCAGAGUGUGAUGUCACAGUUUGUAUCUGAAGAAGGCAUUUGAUGCGAUUUAUUCAGCUCCUUUUUAUGUGCAUUAUUAUUGUACACUCAGUGUGGAACAAUACUAGCAGCCUCAUGUUUUCAAAAGAAAAGUCCUUUCAGGAAAAACCUAUUUUGUAUCUUUUGGUUUUAAAAAGGCAUGUUAUAUCUGCUUUUAAAUGUAUUAAUAAGAUUAUCUCUUCAUUACAUGUUCUCCCCACUCUUCAAAAUAAUUUAGAUUAGUCUAAUGCCACCAAACAGUUUCAUAGCAUGUCGACAGUACAGUUUGCUUUGUGGGGGAAACGCUCUGAAUUGAAUUUGAAUCUGGGAACUUUUUCUACAGGAAAAAAAGUUUGUCGAUUCUUUUUUUCCACUGUAUCUGUCAAGCCAUUUUACUUGCAAGAAAUGUUUCUGCUAAAGAUGUUUUGAAAAUGUUUUGAGACAUCUUUGUAAGCCGCCAAGCUAUAUACUAUUGUAAAGUGUAUAUAAAGUUACAUUGAAUUUCUGAAACAAAGUUUUAAAGUGAAAAGUGUC
Molecule: messenger RNA, 3530 nt
Organism: Nerophis lumbriciformis (worm pipefish)
Lineage: Eukaryota; Metazoa; Chordata; Actinopteri; Syngnathiformes; Syngnathidae
Product: CTD small phosphatase-like protein 2-B
Molecular function (GO): phosphatase activity
Source: RefSeq, a predicted model, not a curated record